This is a messenger RNA of Chlamydomonas reinhardtii, 10645 nucleotides long. RefSeq lists its product as uncharacterized. NCBI's taxonomy places the organism in Eukaryota, Viridiplantae, Chlorophyta, Chlorophyceae, Chlamydomonadales, Chlamydomonadaceae. The record is from RefSeq and is a predicted model, not a curated record. Bases 676 to 9138 code for a protein of 2820 amino acids. The transcript is spliced from 37 exons. Gene Ontology annotation, molecular function: ATP hydrolysis activity; ATP binding; helicase activity.
CUAUUUGCCCUCAUGCCAUGAAUUGUGCAGAGAAUAAUAUUUGGAGCAGAUUUCGGUCCUUUGCAUCACGCGACCAUUACUGGGACUUUAUCUCCGUCCGCAAUUAUCUCCGUGCAAUUUCACAAUUGUAGCUUGUUGUUUACUUGUAUUAGCACAGGUAAGAGAAAGCGUAAUGCGCGGCGAAUAGGCGCCGGGCUCUCUUCCAACACACCAACACACGCAAAUUGUGGCAAAAUUAGAACCAACUAAUGACGCAGCUGUCGCUGCAAGUUGGCGACCAAAGUCUUGGUCAAAAAAUUGCCCCCCAGCAGUUGAGUCGAGGCUUGUCACGCCUCGUUGAUAUCAAACAUGAUGUGCAGCAUACUGUAGAUAUGCUGCAAAUUUUGGAGCUUGCAAUGCAACCUCAGCUUCUCGCCCGGACUUGUCACGGGCGCGGGCCUGCGAGCGGUCUUCUCACGGGUCCGAGAUUGAUGGCAAUGGAGGUAAACGUGCCCUUCUUGCAGUAAUGCAACCGCUUAAACUAUUUCUCUUAAUCAAGACCUUACCUCACGCAGCCGCACGUGUCGCUUCUCACGGACACGCACCCUUCCCCGGAAACCCACCAUCGGCAAAAGCACAGGUCGCGUCCGCGCGUAGCAGGCCACCGUCGGUGGCCUGGAGCUACGUAUCGCAGCAAUGGAUACCGCUGCAGCACGGCGCUUCUUCGAUAAAGUCACCAAGGACGCGGCAGCGCAGUGGAAUGCGAGGGAUGCGCCUCGGUUCCUCGAUGCAGCCGUUUCGAUGGACGCCUUGGAGAUGCUGUUUGCCCUGGCAAACCUCCAGUUGGCACGUGAUCGGCUGAAGGCCUCCCUGAGUCAUGACGGCAGCCCGGCCUACGUGGCUUCAAAGGUCGUGCCCUUUCUGCGGCACCUCAGCGGAGACGCGCUUAGCGGCGGGACCUGCAAGGGCCCGCUGCGUCAGGUGCUGGAGGUGGUCUACCGCAUACCCGGCCUGCUGGGCUGCCUGCGGGCAGCGGUGGAGAGUGGGCAGGUGGCGGAUGCGUCGCCCAUUGGCUGGUUCCUGCUCACGCUGGCAUCCCAGGCGGAGGAGGUGCGCACGAGCGCUGAGGUGCGGCAGCUGGCGACGGCGCUGGCGGCUCAGCCCGGCAAUUCCGCCAAAGUUGCCCAAAAGCUGCUUGUCGUGCUGGCGGGUGCUAGCGCCGCUGCCGCUACCGCAACAAAAGCCGCCGUCACCUCCGCCGUCACCGCCGCGUCUGACACGCUGGAGGACCUGCUGCAGGGCCCGGGCGGCCGACACGACAACGACAAGGUCGAUUACAGGUCCAUUCGGAUCUCACCCACAUCGGAUGAGGCUCUCUGCUCCCGUGCGCCCUACCUGCCACGGUCCGCUUCUGCCACGGAGCCCUCAUCAUCAGGAGCCGCGCCGCCCCCUGGGCUGGACAACGGCGAGGCGGCUCUGCUGGACCGCCUGUUCAGGCUGCAGCGUGAGGACUUCAUGCGGCCGCUGCGCCAGAGCCUCCACGACCUGGGCUUCCGCCGCAGCCUCACACAGCAGUCGGCGGCGACACAGAGCGCCGCGGCAGCGAGUGGGACCGCGGGGGCGGCCGCAUCGGCGGCAGGCGCGCCACCGCCGCCGCCGCAGCCGAGGCAGCUGCCGCCGCACCUGCAGCGCAACGUGUUCCCGCUGCUGCGCGUUGAGGGCGCGCAGGACAGCCCGCGGCCGUGCGUGCUGGUGGCGGUGGCGCUGCCUGCCGGCCACCGUGCCGUGACCCUGCACAAGGUUUCGGAGCGGGAGUCCUACUGGACAGAGCACGGCAAGGGCACGCUGCCCAACGACGCGCUGGUGUGCAUCGCGCGCACGCCUGUUGCUUCAACGGCGUCAGCGGCGCCGGAGCCGCUGGUCUUCGGCACCAUCCAGCGGCGUGACCCAAAAAUCAUGGCGCGGGAGUGGAAGCAGCCGGUGUUUGGGGUCGUGUUCGAGCGAAGCGUCGGAAGCUUUGCGGGUGUGGAGAGGCUGGUGGCGGAGAUUGGGUGCGGGGACGCCGUACAGCUGAGGCAGCUGGUGCUGGUGCAGGUCUCCACCAGCUUCUUCUCCGUGCGGCCGGUGCUGUCAUGCCUGCAAACCAUGCCGGGUGUGCCGCUGGCGGAGGAGCUGGUGCACGGCCAGCCGCCGCAGCGCACCGAGUACCUACCCGCUAGCGCCUUUCUGCAGGAGCUGUCGCGCCUCGAGGAGAAGGGCAUCCGGCUGCAUUCGACGCAGCGCGACGCUCUCAAGCGCGGCCUCACUCAGCGUGUCGCCCUCAUCCAAGGCCCGCCCGGCACCGGCAAGACCUUCGUGGGCGCGCUGCUGUGCGACGCCAUCCUGCGCCACAGCACUGAGCGCAUCCUAGUGGUGUGCUACACCAACCACGCUCUGGACUCGUUCCUGGAGUCGCUCAUCGCCAAGGGCAUCACCAGCAUCGUGCGCGUGGGCGGCCGCUCAAAGAACGAGACGCUGGCGAACUACAACCUGUUUGAGCGCAUGCGCAGCACUCCGCGCGUGAAGCUGCAAGGCGCCGCGCCGCGCCGGUUUGGUGCACUGAUGGACCUGCUGCGCGAGCACCAGAGCGAGAUCCAGCGUCUGGAGCGGCUGCUGUUCCAGUCCGCGGGCACGCUGCCGCCGAAGCGCGAGCCGCCACGCAAGAAGCCGCCGCCGCGCAACGGCCGCAGCAGGCAGCAGGACAGCAGCGAGGAGGACGAGGAGGAGGACGCGCCGCCCCCGGCCCUGGACCUGUACUCGGAGAUGCGCAAGUACGCGGAUGAGGAGCUGCCGGAUGUGCAUGAUGAGAUGCACAUGGAGGGUUGGACCGGCUGGUCCGGCUGGCUCACGGGCGCUGCCAGCUAUGAGGACAGCAUGCGCAAGGAGGAGCAGCAGCAGGGCGGCGAGGGCGGCGCGGCGCGCAGCAGCGGCGGCGGUGACUACUGGAAGGAGGCGAAGAAGAAGGGCGCCAACAAGGGCAUCAGCUACGACAAGGCGCAGAAGAUUGUGGUGUCCAAGGUCCACAAUGGCGAGGUCACGGCAACGGUGACGCAACUGCUGAAGGCCGGGCCUGGGGGCAGGAACGGGGCCGUCGGCCACGGACAGCUGGGGCUGUGGGCGCUGCCGCUGCAACGCCGCCACGAGGUCGCGGCAGCCAUGCUGCAGGAGCUGCGCACACGGUGGGCCGAGGAGCUGGCGGCUGCGCUCACGCGUGCGGCCGAGGUGAAGGCCGAGCUGGAGAGCCUGCAUGAUACGAGCGCGCUGGCGGUGCUCAGCUCCGCCCGCGUCAUUGGCUGCACCACCACCGGCGCCGCCAAGUACAAGGAUCUGCUGCGCGACCCGUCCGUGGACCCGGGUGUGGUGCUGGUGGAGGAAGCGGGCGAGCUGCUGGAGGCGCACACGCUCACCAGCCUCAGCCCGCGCACCAAGCACCUCAUCAUGAUUGGCGACCACAAGCAGCUGCGGCCCAAGGUGGACACGUGGGAGCUGACCAAGCAGUUCGGCGCCGGGUACGACAUGAACGUGUCGCUGUUCGAGCGCCUGGCCCUGGCUGGCUUCCCACACACCACGCUGGGCGUGCAGCACCGCAUGCACCCCGACAUCUCAGCGCUGGUGCGGCCCACCUACCCCGCGCUCGAGGACGCGGAGCGAACCAAACAACACCCGCCCGUGCGCGGCCUGCCGCCGGGGCAGCGGGUGGUGUUUGUGGAGCACGAGGUGCCGGAGGACGGCGAGGCGGCGGCUGAUGGUGAGGCUGCAAAGAAGGGCGGCGGCCAGAGAUGGCGAGCCGGCACUGAGCAUGUCGUGAAGAGCAACCGGCACGAGGUGGCGAUGGUGCGCGAGGCGGUGCGCUACUUCCUGCGGCAGGGCUACGCGCCCGAGGACAUGGUGGUUCUCACGCCCUACCUGGGCCAACUCAUGGAGCUGCGGGCAGAGCUGGCCAAGGGCACGCAGGUGGUGCUGGACGAGAUGGACCUGCAGGACCUGCGCAACACCGCCCUGCCCGGCGCCAUGGCCGAUGUCACGGCCGUCAGCGGACCGGCAGGCGGCGCGGGCGCGGGCGCGGGCGGGAGCGGGAGCAAGGGCGGCGGUGGCAAGGGCAAGGGCAAGGCCGGAGGCGUUGCUGACGGUGACGCCGUGGCCGCCGCCAGCAGUGGUGUGCGCAUCGCCACCAUCGACAACUACCAGGGCGAGGAGGCGAACCUAGUCAUCAUUUCGCUGGUGCGCAGCAACGCGGGCGGCAGCAUCGGCUUCCUGCGUGAGCCGGAGCGCAUCAACGUGCUGCUGUCGCGCGCGCGGCACGGCAUGAUCCUGUUCGGCAACUGCAAGACGCUGAGCAACGCCAAGAGCCCCGAGGGCCGCCGCCACUGGGGUGGCGUGCUGGGGACGCUCAAGGCGAAGGACGCAAUCCAGCCCGGUCUCCCGGCCUGCUGCGCGCGCCACGGCACGACCUCGCUGCUCAUCAACCCGCCGGACUUUGCACGGCUCAGCCCCGACGGCGGCUGCGUGCGGCCGUGCGGGCAGCUGCUGCCCUGCGGCCACCCCUGCCGCCUGCGCUGCCACGCCUUCGACCCGGAGCACACCACCAUCAAGUGCGGGGAGGAGCUGUUGGAGCGCUGCGACAAAGGCCACAUGGUCACGCGCAGGUGCGGGCAGGCCAAAGAGGAGGUGAUGUGCCGCACCUGCCUGGAGGUCUUCCAGAUCGAGCAAGAAGAGCGUCGCCGGCUGGCCGAGCUGGAGCGCAAGGCCGACGACGUGCGGCGGGACGCGGAGCUGCGCGCGGCGCGGCUGAAGGCGGAGGUGGCGCACCUGGCGGCGAAGCAGGCGUCGCUGGAGGAGCAGCGGGCCAUGCAGCAGGAAGAGGUCAAGCUGAGGCUGCAGCGGGAGCAGCUAGCCAAGGAGCUCGAGCUGCAGAAGGAGUUGGGCGCCAUCGAGAUGCAGAAGUGGGAGCGGGAUCAGCGCAGCGCCGCCAAGGAGCAGCUCGCGCGCACCGAGGCGGAGGCGCAGGCGCGCAAGGAGCAGCUGCUGUGGGAGCAGGAGCAGCAGGCGUCGCUCGCCGCAAAAGCGGAGGCCUCACGCCGGGCGUUGGAGGCGGCAGCUCGGAAGCUGCGGGAGGAUGAGGUCGCGACCAAUGCCGAGCUGCAGCGCAUUGCCAACGCCGGUCGCCGCGCUCAGGCAGAGGCGGAGGCGAGCGCGGCACGGGUGGAGAACAAGGCCGGUGGCCAGGCUGGAAAACUCCGGACGAUGGCCGCGUGGAAGGAGGACAUCGCGGCGACGGCUGAGGCCGGCAGCGCUGACGCCCUGGCCGGCCUGAAGCAGCGUAUUGCGGGCGCGGCUGGCGGAGGCGUGACAGCGGGGAACCUGGCCGACACCUUCGACUCGCUGUUCUCCAGCCCGGGCCUGGGGGCCCAGCUGGUUGCGUACGCGGCGGCAUCGACGGCAAGCGACGGCGCCGGGGUCAGCGACGGCAGCGCCGCGGGCGGCUCGGCUCCAUCCGGGCUGCCAGCUGAGCUGCGGCGGGGCCUUGCGCUGCUGCAGGAGGGCAAGACUCUGGAUGCGAUGAAGUACUUUACAGCGCUGGAGAAGAAGGCGAACGCAGCGGAGAAGGACGCGGCCGCCGCGUUCGCGUCCGCGUGCCGGGCCAAGCUGGGGCUCCCACCGCCUGCAGCUGCGCCUGGCAAGCCCAAGGUGGGCGCUGGUGGGAAGCCGCCGCAUGUCGCAGACCAUCUUUCCGCGGCCCUGGCAGCCGCUCAGCAGCGCAGCGCCGCGGGAAGCAGCAUCAGCGCAGCCGCCAGCCUUCGCUCCGCGGACGCGCGGAUUGCAGGCCACGCGCUCGCCUUCCUGCUGCACCCGGACGCGCAGCAGAUGCCGCGUGUGCUGCACGAUGAGGCGUUGGGCCUGCUGCGCAACGCCGCGCCUUUGCUGAAUGGACCCUUGAUGACUGGCGCUGCCGCAGCUGUAGCGGCUAGCGGCGGCGCCAGCAGCAGCGCUGUGCCUGAGGCCUGGGCCCAGCGCGCCAAGCGCAGCCCGGCGUUGGCCAAGCUGCUGAAGCUGACGGGACUGGGCAAGGUCAAGAAGGCCAUGUUUGACCUGGCGGCGGCGGUUGAGCUUGACAAGGAGCGCGGCCACCCGCUGAGCUCCAAACAGUACAACGUGCGCUUCCUGGGCAACCCCGGCACCGGCAAGACCACCGUCGCGCGCAUGUACGCCGAGCUGCUCAAAGAGCUGGGCGUGAUCAGCGGCGCAGAGUUUGUUGAGACCAGCGGCGCGGAGCUGGCCUCGGGCGGCACCAGCAAGCUGCAGGAGCAGCUGAAGAAGCUGGAGGGCGGCGGGCUGCUAUUCCUGGAUGAGGCGUACCAGCUCAAGCCCAAGAGCAACCCCAUGGGCGCGCAGGUCCUGGACGCGCUGCUGCCUGAGCUGGAGAACCGGCGCGGCAAGCUGGUGGUGGUGCUGGCGGGCUACAAGAAGCCCAUGGAGGAGCUGAUGGCAUACAACGAAGGACUGCCCAGCCGCUUCGUGCAGGAGUUCACGUUUGCGGACUACAGCGAUGAGGAGCUGUUUACCAUCUUCAAGGACCUCAUCGACAACGACCCGUCAGUGCCCAACCCCGCCAAGCGAUUCCAGGUCGCGGACGUGAAGCACCUGCGCAUCGCCGCGCGCCGCCUGGGCCGCCAGCGCGGCACGACCGGCUUCGGCAACGCGCGCGCCGUGCGCAACGCAUACGAGCAGGCGCAGCGGCGGCAGUCGGCGCGCGUGCUGAAGGAGCGGGGCGCUGGUGGCGGUCCCGACCCGCUGCUGCUGCUGCGCGAUGACCUGCUGGGGCCCAAACACCUGGACGUCAGCAGCUGCAGCGCUCUGCGGGAGCUCAAGGCCAUGCGCGGCCUGGACGCGGUCAAGCAGGCGGUGGACGACUUGCUGGGCCUGAUCCGCACCAACGCUGAGCUGGAGGAGCAGGAGCGGCCGCUCAAGGAAGUCAACCUGAACCGCGUCUUCCUGGGCAACCCGGGCACAGGCAAGACCACGGUCGCGGGCAUGUACGGCCGCAUCCUCCGUGACCUAGGCCUGCUGAGCCGGGGCGAUGUGGAGGUGCGGGUGCCGGCAGACUUCAUGGGCACCGUGCUGGGCGAGAGCGAGCAGAAGACCGAGGCCAUCCUGGAGGCGACCAAGGGCUGCGUGCUGGUCAUUGACGAGGCGUACGGGCUCUACUCGAGUGCCGGCCGCGACCCCUACAAAGAGGCGGUGGUGGACACGAUCGUGGCUCGGGUGCAGGGCGUGCCGGGCGAUGACCGCUGCGUGCUGCUCCUGGGCUAUGAGGACCAGAUGCGCGAGAUGCUGCGCAAGGCCAACCCGGGUCUGGCGCGGCGCUUCCAGCUGGACGCGGCGUGGCGCUUUGAGGACUACGGGCCUGAGGACCUCCUGGCUAUCACACGGGAGGCCGCCAAGAAGAAGGGCUGGGCGCUGGACGAGGCCUGCCUGCUGGCGGCUGUGGAGGCACUGGAGGCGCAGCGCCGCAAGCCCAAUUUCGGCAACGCUGGCGCCGUCAACAACCUGCUGUCGAGCGCGGUGCUGCGGAUGGAGGCGCGGCUGCGCAAGCUGACGCCCGCACAGCGCGCCGCGGCGGCCCCGGUGCCGGAUGACUUCCUGCCGCCGCGGCAGGGCGGCGACCCCAAAGCCAUCUUUGACGACCUCAUCGGCUGCAGGGAGGUCCUGGCCAAGCUGCGCGAGUGGCAGGCCACCAUCCUGGCCUGCCAGGCCAUGGGCCGGGACCCGCUGGCCAGCUUCGAGCUCAACUUCCGAUUCGUGGGCGCGCCGGGCACGGGCAAGACCACGGUGGCGCGGCGUGUGGGGCUGCUGUUUGAGUCGCUGGGCCUGCUGGCGACCUCGGAGGUGGUGAGCUGCUCGGCCUCCGACUUCGUAACGGGCUAUGUCAACCAGGCCAGCGGCAAGACGCGGGAGGUGUUCGCCAAGGCGGUGGGCGGCGUGCUCUUUAUCGACGAGGCCUACAGGCUGAACCCCAAGAAGGGCGGCCCCUUUAUGCAAGAGGCCCUUGACGAGAUGGUCCAGCUGCUGACGGAGCCGGCCUACAUGGGCAAGAUGGUGGUCAUCCUGGCGGGGUACGACAACGAGAUUGAGGAGCUGAUGUCCGUGAACCCUGGCCUCAAGAGCCGCUUCAGCCAGCGCCUGCACUUCCCCGACUUCACGCCGGCCGACGCGGCGCAGCUGCUGGUGCUGCAGCUGCGGAAGGAGUACGGACUGGAGCUGGGUGGAGGGGCGGCGGAGGCGCUGCCAGGCAUGGCACAGGAGCUGGCCGCCGCGCCCAACUGGGCCAACGGGCGUGACGUGGGCACAUGGGCCAAGCGCGUGUUCGCCGCCUACUCCAGCCGCUGCUUCGGCGGCGGCGGCGCUGAGGGGGCGGAGGGCGGUGGAGGCGGCGGCGAGGAGCUGCAGGCGGCGGACCUGCGUGUCGCGCUGGACAGCAUCCUGCAGGACAAGGGGGAGACACAGCGGCAACAACACCGCGCCAGCGGUGGUGCCCGCGGCGCCGGCAUUGGCAGCAACAGCAACGCGGGGCUGGGGGGUGGACUCGUGCGCGGCGAGGACAGUGACGACGACCCGUGGCCGUUUGGAAAUUUCGCAACCUCAACGGCAACUGCCCAACCGCCACCACCGCGCAUGGCGCCGCCAGCUUUCCGCACCGCCACCGCCACGGCGCGUCCUGCGGUGGUCAUUGAGGAGGUGCUUGAGGAGGAGGAGGCGCCCGCCGCCGCCGCGCAGCCUGACAACAGCAGUGGUGGCGGCUUUGGCGGCCUGCCGCCGGGCUUCCUAACGGCCAUGCAGGAUGCGCUGGAGUCACUGGGCUACGACCUCUCCUCCAUGGACAUUGCGGCGGCGCUGGCGGCUGACCCCACCCUGGCUGACAAGCUGCCGCCGCUGCUGUCGGGCUGGGAGCCGGCGCUGGUGCUGCAGAUGAUCAAGAAGUGGCAGGAGGCGCUGGCGAAGCAGCUGGAGCAGGAGCGCGAGGCGGCCAAGCGGCGGCAGCGGCCGGUGUGGCGGUGCGCGGUGUGUGGCCGGUACGGUUGCCCCGUGGCGCCCUACAUUGAGCGGUACGAGGAGGUCUGAGGUGGUGGGCUGCUGAGGUGCUGGAUGCUGAUGGGGAGAAGGCAGCGCCACAUUGCAUUAGGCGCUGAGUUAGGAGGCGUUCAUGUGGUUGUGCUGUGCGGUUGUGCAGUUGCAGCAGGCACUAUGGCAGCUAGGCGCUGUACCUAGCUACGAGUUCUGAGACACACAGCUGCACUUUGCUUGCGGUAGCGGGCGAUGUCUCUUACGGACUCGCAUGAAGCAGGAACAGUUGUUAUUGUGGUGCUGCACGGUGGCAUACAGAAGCAAUUGGAAGCUGUGUGCUACCGUCCGCUGUGCAAUGGAUGCGGGCGCAAGAUUGCGUGGCUGUUGUAACCCGGUACGCGAAUGGCAGGCUGGCGCAGGCGCACGUUUCGGAUUGCUUGGCUCCGUACGUGGGACAGAAAGCACGGGGCAGGGUCAUUGCUGUACCUCGAAGGAUGCGAGCUAUGUACACUAUGUGCACCCCCGUGAGUGAACCCGGCUUAGGCGCACUCGCGGACUGUCGGGCUCUCGCCGUCGAGCUGCUACCCUGUUGGCUUCCUGCUGCCGCCGUAUGGCUGGGGCCAGUGGAGCGCUGGUGGAGCCUUUGGAUAAUUUGGCCAGGCCAGUGGCGGAACAUUUCAUAGCCCUCAUGCCUUCUUGACCUUCACAGUCGCAACGUUCACUGCUGUACACGUCUGCCCGCUAUCCCGCCGCUAAUGCCGCCAAUCAACACAUCCCGCACCACGCUUGUACCGUAUCUUAUGUCCCAUUCCAAACCCACGGAUAAAGCCGCACUUUCGCACGCGUCCAGUCGCAUUCGUGAGUCGUGUGGCACCCAGGAGAGGUGCCAUCCCCUGGUGGCACCAGCAUGGGUGUACCUUCCUUUUAGCAGCAGCCUCCAGCACUUAAAUAUCAGGCCACAGAUGGGCCCGCUCAUCCUGCCGCGCCCACAGGUGCAACCCAUCACCACCUCAUGAGACGAUGCCUCCGCACAGUCUCCCGCAGACCGGCCGUGGUGGCACCGCGAGGAAGCCCACGCCUACGUGCUAAGAGCAUGCACAUCACACCAGAAUCAAAAUCACCUCCAGUUCAGUGGCAAUGCUCUCAUUAAACAUAUCUUCACAAUCAGUGUCCCGCGUCGCAUCCACCUCCUGCAUAAUGCGUGUUUCUGCAGUUGUCCCAUGCCGGCGGGCAGUGCUGCCGAACAUGGCCAAUAUGCUGAUUGGCAUGGCCGGGUGCAAUUCUCUGAGCUACCCGACGAACGCCAGCCGCUCAUGCCGUGCGCUCUCGUGCUACCCGCCUGCCCGCUAGUGUCUGUCUACCCGCUUGCCGCUGGUUGCACGUAAUCCAUGCGCCAUGCAGCAAUCCCGAUGUAUGCCCACUUGCACGGCCAGCUAAAUCGCCUUGCAAAGCCGCACCAGCCGCGCCAGCGUGCGGGCCUGCCUCUCCUGGUGCUUGACCGCUUCGAGAGCGUACUACUAAGAAUUCUGCUACCUUGAUCAAGACAUUGUCCCAUGAAUCCAUG